Messenger RNA from Ixodes scapularis (black-legged tick), 5740 nucleotides. RefSeq names its product leucine-rich repeat protein SHOC-2 (gene Sur-8). The coding region runs from base 1312 to 3426 and encodes 704 amino acids. The transcript has 16 exons. The record is from RefSeq and is a predicted model, not a curated record. Gene Ontology annotation, molecular function: protein binding. Lineage: Eukaryota; Metazoa; Arthropoda; Arachnida; Ixodida; Ixodidae.
GCAACCUGGCAUUUUUCCCUGCGUAUGCUGGCGGCGGCAGGCGUCACAAGGGGAUGCAUCUUUAAACUAAUUUCUGCGUCUAGAGGACGAAUUUGCAAGAGUGUUUGCAGCGGAACGUCGAGCGACUGCAGAAGAACAACCGUGGCGGCCGGAAUCCGCAGAAGCAUUUGCCGGUGAAGAGCAAUCUGCAUUUUCGGCAACGCUCUUGCAGCCGCUCCGGCCCAAGUUGCAAGCUACAGCCAUGUUUCCAGGCUAGUUUCCUCUCACUUUUUUUUUUUUUUUUCUUCUGUGCUUCGAUUACUCUAGCACCCGGCAACUCAGCUGGGCCAAGUGUGUUAGGCCUAGGAGCGGACGACGCAGUGUUGAACGGCGCACUUUUUGUCGCAAAAAGCGAUAUAUAGUACUUGUCAGCGUAGGGUGGCGGCCUAGCUAGCAUCGGAGAUACUUUUAUAGAGGUGUGAGACAAUCGCUGUGGAUUGACCGAGUGCCAGAACCGGCGGCGCGUGCUAUUCGUGAUCGCGAGGGACCAAGUUUCGCAAGCUCAACAGAGACUUGGGCCGGUCGGCGCGGCGUUUGGUUUGUUUAUCUAGUAUUUUAUUUCGUUGGACGUUCGCGCGCGUCAGUUUGGAUCGCUUUCGAGACAUCCGUUUUAGGUCGGCGGCUCGCCCGCCGCACCAACUUGUCCAGAUAACUGCAGGCGGCGACUUGUUUCUCGUCGUACGUCGUGUAUAAAAAGAGCGACAAGGAUCCCAACUUUUAUUUGCUUCACGUGGGAGAAGAGCAGCCGAGAUUGUCAAAGUUUGGUUUAGCCUCGACACCAGGCCCCGGCGGCACUGCCGCCUGCCCAACUGCGGGAUCGGCGAGAAAUUGUUUGCAAGGAUAAAAGAAAGAAGCACUCCGCCACAAGGACAGCGUAAAGUUGUGACAGCGGGUGACAGACGUUUUUGACGCACUAGUCCACCUUCCCGAGUUCCUCACCCGCGAACUUUUUCCUUCGAUCGUCCGGAAUCGCCAACGAGUUUCUAGUAAAAACAAAAUAAAAUAAAAAAAAGUUGCUCUAACCCUCGGCAGCAGACGAACACCCUCCUUCACGUCGCCUCAGAAGUUGUCGUGCGUGCGUGCGUGUGUUUGUGCGGUGGUGGUGUUUGUGCGGGAGCGGCGACGGUUCUGUGCUGUGUAUGUUUAGUGGGUCUCCGAGCUUGAAUGGGAUCGUAGCCGACAAGUACGUAGCCUUCACCACUCCAAACAUACUGACACGCGGUUUGAUCAUCCGAUGGUGACGACGCCAGCAGACCGUUGCGCCUCCGAAGCAUGCGAAAACUGUCCAAGUCCAAGAGCGGCGACAAAUCGACUCAGUCGGCGGCCGCACAGCGUCUAGCGACCUAUCGCACCGAGUCAGCGUCCGCGGGAGCCGCCGGCACCGUCGCCCCGUCGUCAGAAAGCCCUAAAGUUAGUCCUAGCUCUCCGGACGUCGAGCACGGCACCUCUGAAGUCGCCGAAACGUCGUCAUCGUCGUCCGACGCCCGUGUUAUGAGCGGUCUGGAUCAGCCGUCGACGAGUCGGGAACACACCGUGAAGCGCGGCUCUUGCUGCUGCCACGUGGAGUGCUGCGGAGACGCUUCGGCCAGCGUCGCCGCGGAAGAAGAGGAGCGGGAGGACCGAGAUCCCUCCCCGCUUCCCACGCCGCCCCUGCCACCGCCGCCUCCUCCCCAGGAAAAGAAGCUGAGUUCGGGGUCUCUGGGGAGCGGGGAUGCGGCACGACCCAAGCAGGUGACGGUGACCCACCCCGGCACCACCAAGCCCAAGCCCACGUCUAAAAAGAAAGGCUCCAUCCAAGCAGACCUCCUGUACUCCCAGUGUCAGAGCUCGUCGCAGCGAAUCAUGGCCGGGGUCAAAGUUAAGAUGGACGAGUGGCUGAGCAACCGCUCAAACAAGGUCAAAAUGGAUGUUUCCAAGGAGCUCAGUCGCUGCAAGGAGGAAGGCUCGACCAGGCUGGACCUCAGCAAAUCGAGCAUCACGGUGCUGCCGUCGUCUGUGCGGGAGCUGGGCCACCUGGUGGAGUUUUACCUGUACGGCAACAAGCUGGCCACCCUGCCUGGGGAGGUGGGCAGCCUGGUGAACCUGCAGACCCUGGCCCUGUCGGAGAACUCCCUCACCAGCCUGCCUGACACCCUGGCACACCUCAGGCAGCUCAGGGUGCUCGACCUCAGGCACAACAAGCUCAACGAGAUCCCAGAGGUGGUGUACCGUCUGACGUCGCUGACGACACUCUUCCUGCGGUUCAACAGGAUACGGGAAGUCGGAGACAACAUAGCCAACCUAACCAAUUUGACGAUGCUGAGCUUGCGCGAGAACAAGAUCCGGGAACUCCCGGCUGGCAUUGGCAAGCUGACUCAGCUGAUCACCUUCGACGCUUCCAACAACCAGCUCAAGCACCUGCCCACGGAGAUCGGCAACUGCGUCCAGCUGUCGACCCUCGACGUCCAGCACAAUGAACUCAUCGACAUUCCCGAGACGAUAGGGAACCUCAAGGUGCUCACUCGGCUAGGGCUCAGGUAUAACCAGUUGACUUCGGUGCCCAAGUCCCUGAGCAACUGCGUCAACAUGACGGACUUCAACGUUGAAAGCAACCUGGUGUCUCAGUUGCCGGAGGGGCUUCUAUCAAGCUUCAGCAACCUGAGCAGCCUGACCCUGUCGCGCAACAAUUUCACGUCUUACCCCGUGGGUGGUCCGUCCCAGUUCUGCAGCGUCUACGCGAUCAACAUGGAGCACAACCAGAUCAACAAGAUCCCCUUUGGGAUCUUCUCGAGGGCCCGAAACCUGACCAAACUCAACAUGAAGGACAACCAGCUCACGUCCCUACCCCUGGACAUGGGCACCUGGACCAACAUGGUGGAGCUGAACCUAGGCACGAACCAGCUGAGCAAGGUGCCCGACGACAUCCAGUACCUGCAGAGCCUGGAGGUGCUCACCCUGAGCAACAACCUGCUCAGGAGACUGCCCCCGACCAUCGGCAGCCUGGCCAAGCUGCGCGUCCUCGACCUUGAGGAGAACCGCCUCGACGCCCUGCCCAACGAGAUUGGUAUGCUGCGGGAGCUGCAGAAGCUGGUGGCGCAGAGCAACCAGCUGUCAAGCCUGCCGCGCGCCAUCGGGCACCUCAGCAACCUCACCUACCUGGGCGUCGGCGAAAACAACCUCAACUUCAUCCCUGAGGAGAUCGGCACGCUGGACAGCCUGGAGUCCCUGUACAUCAACGACAACCCUAACUUGCACAGCCUGCCCUUCGAGCUGGCGCUCUGCUCCAACCUGCAGAUCAUGAGCAUCGAGAACUGCCCCCUCUCCCAGAUCCCGCCUGAGAUCGUCAACGGGGGGCCCUCCCUCGUCAUCCAGUACCUCAAGAUGAAAGGGCCGUACCGGACUCUGUGACCUGUCGUUGACCCGCCACCACGCGCGGCAGCGUCACGCCCGGCCAAGAGUGGCGCCCAGGGCCGGCCCCUGCGGAGGCUCCGCUGGAGAGCCGUUGCCCUCACGGCGCUGCUGCUGGGCGCCUUCCGCCGCCGCCCGGAGUGCGGGAAACCACCCUGGCCAAAGACGACGUCUCCGUGCCUGGCGCACACCAAAAUAUCCUCCAAGAAGCAGCGCGGCAGCGACCACCUAGCGGCCACUGAAGGCGCGGUCAAGCAGAUGACGCCCUGAACCCACCCCCCCCAUCCCGCGCAAAGCAGACAAAAGCGUCGCCGCUUUCCUUUCGUCCUCUGCCGGAGGUUGUUUGGGAAGUUGAGCGGAAGCCGCAUUUCAGUCGUCUGCAAGGACCAAAAAGCUCAUCCUGCUGGACCUGCUAUGGCCGAGCCAAAGCCGAAAUCGAAGCUGAAGUCGAAGCCGAAGCCAUAAGUGGAGCCUGUACCGGAGCUGGAGUUAAAGUUGAAGUCGGCCCUGGAACUGAAGUUGGAACUAAAUCUGGAACCUCCAUUAGAUCUAACAUUAAAGAAAAGGAAUUUGGACCUCGAGCCAAGCCAAAGUUGAAGCCAGAACUGAAGCCAAAGCUGAAGUCAAAGCUGAAGCAAAACGUGCAAGCCGAAAGCCGGUCCUGGAACUGAAAUCAGAACCAAACCUGGAUUGGAUUUAACAUUAAAGAAAAGGAAUUGUGGCCUCGAGUUGAGCCAAAGCCUAGCCGAAGCCAGGACUGCAGCCGAAGCUGAAGCUGUAAGCCGAGUGGAAACUGGCUCUGGAACUGAAGUUGAAACUAAACCUGGAACCUCGAUUGUAUUUACGUUGUUGGUCGGAAUUGUGGCCUCAGUGGAAACCUGUCGUAAGGCUGGAGCCCUGUUGACUCGAGGCUGCGGAGCCGAAGCCUUAACUAGGGCUGAAGCCGAAGCUGGGGCCAAAGCCGUGGUCGGUGCCAGGACUGGUCAAGGACAGAGUUAAAGCCUAGGUGGAGGAGCGAUGCAUGGUCCAGAGUCGAAGUUGAUGUUGGAGCCAUAGCCAUCGUUAUCAUAGCCAAAGCCACGCCAAAUGUCGUUUGGACAUAAAUUGCUUCCGGGACGGCACGAUCUCGGUGUGUACCCCGCGCAACGGUCAUGUUGCCCUUCCGACGUCAACUUGCCGCCGCCACUGUCGACGAGUGGACACGCCACGUGUUUAGAGAAACCAUGCUUCCCGUUGACUUUGAACGUUGGACUUGUUCUUCCGUCAAAGACACUGAACGACAGUGCGUGCGCACCAACCCACAUUGUUUAAAAACUGGCGUCCCAGUGUUGUUGGUUCUGUUUUUCUGUGGGUGCCGAGUACAGCCAAAGAGAAGAGGAAAAAAAAAAGCGCAAGAAUGAUCUUCUUUUUUUUUUUUUCUUUUACCAUCAUCGUUGUAUGCUGCAUUUUGACCUAUAUUUAUCGUGCGAUAUUUUUACCAGAAUUUGUUUUUAACAUAUCAUUUCCUCCGAACAUUGCAAUGUUCAUGCAACGCAUCUUUUUUUUUUUUUUUUAUUGCGAGGCAUUGUUUUGAUAACGCGAGUGCUUUCCUGCUUUGUCACCGAACGCUUUUAGUCGAUUGCCUUUUUUUUUUCUUUGGUUUUUACCACUUGCUGCGACGUUUUCUAUAGCGUUCCUUUCGUUUACAACCGUCUGUUCCUGAAGAGCAUUUUUUGGCCUUUUAAUGCUCUCGUUUUUACAAGUGACCACUGGAUCUCUCUGGUUCCCAGACUGAAAUGCUGAUUGUGUUCCUUUUCUUUCCCCGCACUCGAAAGUGGUAGUAAUUGUAUGUUUCUUUUAAAGAAAGAAAAAAAUAGCCGAUUUUCAAUUCGCAAUUUGGUGCUUGCUCUUUGAAUACGUGAACCAAGGUGUUGGGUGUUAGGUGUCGUCACUUGCGCGCCGGUUUACUUUGGAAUGUACCGCGUCCAAGGGGAUUUUACACUCUCUAUGGCGGACUCCGUAGGAACUUGUUGCAAAUGUUGAGGGGAAGAGAUGGGGGUCAUGAGGGCGGGGCAAUUUGUUGAACACGCAAAGGAUAUGUUAUCGUUCACCUGUUGGAAUGUACAGCUACUCUGAGGAGGCCAUCGCGACGCGCUCCCCCGAAGUGACGUUUUUGUCGUUGGUCGAGUGGUGCGAUGUUUUAAUUUUUUAAUGAGGCCAAUUCGUUAUCAAUAUUGAAAUGAGGUUGUUUUUUUUGUGUGUGUGUUUUUUUUUUUCGUAAAUCAAACAAGAAGAAAAAAAAGCACGGUGUUCUAAAUAAAUGCUUAUGUCUUCA